Molecule: messenger RNA, 798 nt
Organism: Fragaria vesca subsp. vesca
Lineage: Eukaryota; Viridiplantae; Streptophyta; Magnoliopsida; Rosales; Rosaceae
Product: nodulin-26-like
Exons: 5
Coding region: 1-798 (265 amino acids)
Biological process (GO): transmembrane transport
Cellular component (GO): membrane
Molecular function (GO): channel activity
Source: RefSeq, a predicted model, not a curated record
AUGGCUAACUCACCUUCUAUUCCAUCCCCUACCCUUGGAGUGUCAUCUAAACUAUCUACUGUAGAAGAAGCUGAUGCAAAUAGGAUCCAGGCUGAAGUUCCUCCAACAAUCUUCCAAAAGAUGGUGGCAGAGCUGGUGGGAACUUACGUUCUUGUAUUUAUGGGGUGUGGGGCUGCUCUUGUCAACAAAACACAUCCUCUUACGACUGUGGGUAUAGCAAUCGUAUGGGGUCUUGUUCUUAUGGCGCUUACUUAUACAGUUGGUCAUGUCUCUGGUUGCCAUUUGAAUCCUGCUGUUACUAUUGCCUUAGCUGCUGCUCGUAAAUUUCCAUCCAAACAUGUACCUAUGUAUGCAUUGUCACAGAUGAUGGGUGCAAUACUAGCAAGCCUGACCCUGCGGCUGUUAUUUCAAGACAAUAUUGACUUAAUGGUGACUCAGUACUCUGAUUCAACAACUCAUCUACAAGCCCUCGUCUGGGAAUUCAUAGCCACCUUUAUACUGAUGUUCACCAUUUGUGGUGUUGCCACUGAUCACAGAGCGAGCAAGAAGUUAGCUGGAGUUGCUAUAGGUGUUACAGUUCUGUUCAAUGCCAUGGUUGCUGGGCCAAUCACUGGAGCUUCCAUGAAUCCUGCAAGGAGUUUUGGCCCUGCUGCUGUUACUGGUAUUUAUAAGAAUCUGUGGGUCUAUCUUAUAGCUCCUAUUCUCGGGGCGCUUGCUGCUACUGCACUGUAUAGUGUUCUCCGGGUACCUGAACCCGUGAAAGCUGAUCCAAAAGACAAAUCACUUCCACCAGUAUGA